Messenger RNA from Tinamus guttatus (white-throated tinamou), 766 nucleotides. Lineage: Eukaryota; Metazoa; Chordata; Aves; Tinamiformes; Tinamidae. The record is from RefSeq and is a predicted model, not a curated record.
GGCUGAAGAGAGCAGUAAUGCUAACUCUGGCAAGCAAGCUGAAGCGGGACGAUGGCGUCAGAGGACCCCGUGCAUCCAAUCCAGCAUCUGAUUCAACUCGGAGAGUGUCAGUUCGAGAUAAAUUGCUUGUUAAAGAGGUUGCAGAACUUGAAGCUAAUUUACCUUGUACAUGUAAAGUGAAUUUUCCCGACCCAAACAAGCUUCAUUACUUUCAGCUAACUGUAGUCCCAGAUGAGGGCUAUUACCAAGGUGGAAAGUUUCAGUUUGAAAUUGAAGUUCCUGAUGCCUACAAUAUGGUGCCUCCAAAGGUAAAAUGCAUGACAAGAAUCUGGCAUCCAAACAUAACAGAGACGGGAGAAAUCUGCUUAAGUUUAUUGAGAGAACACUCAAUUGAUGGCACUGGAUGGGCUCCAACUAGAACAUUAAAGGAUGUUGUCUGGGGAUUAAACUCUUUAUUUACUGAUCUUUUGAAUUUUGACGAUCCUUUGAAUAUUGAGGCUGCAGAGCAUCAUUUGCGUGACAAGGAGGACUUUCGCAGUAAGGUUGAAGACUACAUGAAGCGCUACGCGAGAUGAUGAAGGGCGGCGGGUGGCAGGACCGUGGCUCUCACACCGUAGACUCGUCUUGAACUUCAGCAGCAGCAGCCAAACCAGCCCGGGUUGUCCCAGUCCUGUGUCCAUGUCGUACCGAAGAAGAAAACUAACUCCAUAACCUGUCCCUGCGAAGCGGAGAGGUGGGCCUAGAUGCGGCGAGAGAGUGUGUAUGU